UACGAGUGACACCUGUCGCUUAAACGCGAUUCGAGGCCUUCUGAGAAGCAAUUGGGUAAGUUCGGAUGUGUUCGACACGAUGGCCUUGCCGUGUCGUUGAAAAAAGGACGAAGUAACAGAUGGACACUUGUAAGUCCAGGCUAAGUGGCCGUGGGAAUGGAAACUGGCCCCGACUUGUCUCUUGCCACCAUAAGGAUCCACCAAACCUUCUCAGUUCGCUAUUCCUGCAUGGAUACCAUGCAAUUUUGUGCGCCACAGCCCUAUUCUUCCCUUGAAAUUUCUUGCAGCGAUGCCACGGAGCUCAUCUCGUUAUACGGAACGGCAUGCGGUAGUAGGAAUCAGCAAACUAUGAGCGAAGAACCUUCUCGCGAAGAGCACGACACCCAGCCUCAGUUGCGCCACCGUAUUUUUCCCUCUCUAUCUCAGCAAUGGAAAAGAGCAAGUCUACCUGAUACCAAAGAGUGACAUUUUCGCGGCCCUGAUAACCUAAGCGUUCAAGAUUCAUUUUUGUUAUUACGAAUAAGGAUGCUCUUGUAGGUUCAUAAAGUCGGUGUUGCUAAGGGUCAGAAGUUCAUGCCCUGUUUGAGCGACUAU
This is a messenger RNA of Guyanagaster necrorhizus, 594 nucleotides long. RefSeq lists its product as uncharacterized. NCBI's taxonomy places the organism in Eukaryota, Fungi, Basidiomycota, Agaricomycetes, Agaricales, Physalacriaceae. Bases 157 to 465 code for a protein of 102 amino acids. The record is from RefSeq and is a predicted model, not a curated record. The transcript has 2 exons.